Messenger RNA from Bactrocera tryoni, 1320 nucleotides. Its product is annotated as lipase 1. Gene Ontology annotation, molecular function: hydrolase activity, acting on ester bonds. The coding region runs from base 1 to 1320 and encodes 439 amino acids. Gene Ontology annotation, biological process: lipid metabolic process. The transcript is spliced from 6 exons. The record is from RefSeq and is a predicted model, not a curated record. NCBI's taxonomy places the organism in Eukaryota, Metazoa, Arthropoda, Insecta, Diptera, Tephritidae.
AUGCGUGGUUAUAAUUUUAAAACAAUGUUUUUCCAAACCUUACUUCUACUAAUUUGCUACAAGGAUAAUGAAAGGAAACAUAUUUCCGUUGUUAGUUUCACAUCGGCAUGUGCGCCGCAUUUCCAAUUGUCUUUGGCUAACCCGUUAUUGUGGUCACAGUUCGGCAGGAAUGACAUUGUCGAUGGGGAAAGAUACGAUAAGGAAACUGAGCGUCGUUCACAAUGGACAACGGCUGAUUGGCUGGUGAAGCACAAAUACGCCGUAGAACUACAUAACAUCACCACGGCUGACGGCUAUGAGCUUCUGUUGCAUCGCAUACCCAAACCAGGCAAUCAGCCGGUUUUGUUGGUACAUGGUUUGUUGACAUCAUCACUCGCUUGGGCACUACUCGGACCGGGAAAGAGUCUAGCCUUUCUGCUGGCCGACCGCAACUACGAUGUUUGGCUUGCAAAUUUUCGAGGCUCUCCAUAUGCACGCAGUUACUCGCAACUCGGUAGCAAAACCCUGGACUAUUGGAGUUUCAGCUUCCAUGAAAUGGGUGCCUAUGACCUUCCCGCCAUAAUGGAUCACAUAGAAAAAGCAACCUCUUUCCACAAGUUAAUACUAAUUGGACACUCACAGGCGCUCAAUGCAUUUUUGGUUCUCUGUUCCGUUCACCCCGAAUACAAUGAGCGCAUUUUGUUAAUGCAAGCUUUAGCCCCAAUUGUGCAGCUUCACGGUUUUGUGCGCUUCAAAUCGGGUGAUGUCCGUCGGGUGAUGCGCUAUGUUAAGGCAAAUUUGAAACAAGGGUCUUACGAGUUGCUACCUCGUGGCUAUCUGAGUAAAAAAUGUCUUAAAAUCGGUUCUGACGAACACAAAGAGUGCCGAACAAUUAUGAAGACUUUUGCAGGCAGUUGGCGUUACUCUAAAUCAAUAGAACCACUGCUUUAUGGCCAACUUUUGCAAGGUGCUUCACUAAAGGAAAUCAAACAUCUACAACAAAUAUGGAAUUCCGGCGAUUUCGUUGCCUUCGACUACGGUGUGGAGGGUAAUCGCAAGUAUUAUAAUUCUGUGGAACCAUACAAUUAUAAUCUCAGUCUUAUAACCGCACCGCUUCUGCUCUAUUUCGGAGAAAGCGACGCCAUAGCUACGCCCGCGGGAGUGCAUAGCAUCUACUCACGUGUAUUAAAUGCGGUGGCCGGUGUCUACCGUAUAAACGCCGUCAAAUUUAAUCAUUUCGACUUUCUAUGUGCAAGCGAUGUAAAAACAUUGGUCAACGAUAGAGUCAUCGCUAUAAUGGAACAAUACUUAGACGGUAAAUUGUCAUACGUAAUUGAAUGA